AUGGCGACAGCGGUGUCCAAGAACGUGCAAUUAGCACUGGCGCUUCCAGCGCGACUGCGGACUUUCCUCGCACGGUAUCCUCCCGCCUCGAUCCUGCCCGCGGGGGUCGACCCCGAGACACACAAGACAGCCUACCAAGAAGAGACACCAAACCCGUUCCUGCCGACGAAGCACCCAGUUACCGGCCGAUGGCACGACCCGAAAUACUCGAUGCGUCGGCAGGCUGAGCUUGUGAAGAUGGCGCGCGAGCACGGCGUCGAGGAACUGCUGCCCUACACCCCUAAGGGCACCGAGGUCAGGUUACGCAAGCGGGUCGAGCUGGGUCUCCGUGUUAGGGGUACCGGUGUCGGCCAGCAGGUCAAGGGCCACAAGCACGAGAGACAGUUGGGAGUCAAGUAUGAUGGAGAAGAGAAGACAGGCUAUGUUGGAGAUGCCGGAGCUCAUCAGAGAAUGGAAGAAGAUUACUCCGGCGGUACGGAUUACCAUCACCAAACUCAACACCAACUCAACUCGCCCACUCGAGGGGUACCAACACCGCUGAAGCCAUCCACCACAAUGCCACCAGCCCUUGUUCCAAACUAUUACGAAGUCCUCAACCUCUCCCAGGCAACGCUCUCCACCCACGACGAAGCCACAGCAGCAGCCCUGGUCAAGCGCGCAUACCGCCGGGCCCUUCUCAACCAUCACCCAGACAAGACUAAACACCAACACCAGCAUCAGAACCAGCAGCAGGGGAACACCACCGUUCCCACCUCAUUCACAGUAGACCAAAUCUCUUCCGCCUACGCCACCCUCUCCCGCCCCGGCCAGCGCAAAGCCUACGACCGGACCCUGCAGCUCCAGCGCCAGGCGCAACAGCAAGGACCCUCAACAGCCGGAGGAACGCCAUCAGAUUUCCAGACCGGGAUCGAGAACGUCGAUCUGGACGAUCUAGCUUCCGACGGCGAGGCGGAUGGGACGACCGGGUGGUACCGCGCUUGUCGGUGCGGCAAUCCGCGCGGGUACCACUUUACCGAGGCCGAUCUGGAGGACGCAGCGGACUUAGGGGAGCUGAUGGUCGGUUGUACGGACUGUAGUCUUUGGUUGAGGGUGCAUUUUGCUGUUGUGGAUGAUGCGGAGUGA
Chaetomium strumarium is the source of this 1122-nucleotide messenger RNA. RefSeq lists its product as uncharacterized. The coding region runs from base 1 to 1122 and encodes 373 amino acids. Lineage: Eukaryota; Fungi; Ascomycota; Sordariomycetes; Sordariales; Chaetomiaceae. The transcript has 3 exons. Gene Ontology annotation, cellular component: mitochondrial large ribosomal subunit. Gene Ontology annotation, molecular function: structural constituent of ribosome. The record is from RefSeq and is a predicted model, not a curated record.